Physeter macrocephalus (sperm whale) is the source of this 2411-nucleotide messenger RNA. It is a transcript of the gene SLC26A7, whose product is annotated as solute carrier family 26 member 7. Gene Ontology annotation, molecular function: sulfate transmembrane transporter activity; oxalate transmembrane transporter activity; chloride transmembrane transporter activity. The record is from RefSeq and is a predicted model, not a curated record. Bases 106 to 2076 code for a protein of 656 amino acids. The transcript is spliced from 18 exons. NCBI's taxonomy places the organism in Eukaryota, Metazoa, Chordata, Mammalia, Artiodactyla, Physeteridae. Gene Ontology annotation, biological process: transmembrane transport. Gene Ontology annotation, cellular component: plasma membrane.
CAUUGUAAACCACAGACGAGUUGGAGCCUGGCAUUGAAAGGAGGUGUUCUGCAACGAUUUUUUUCUUGUUUAAAGAAGUUUACUUCUACAAGAGGUAAUCUGAAAAUGACAGGGGCAAAGAGAAAAAAGAAAAGUGUGCUCUGGAGCAAGAUGCAUAUGCCCCAUUGUGAAGACUUUAAACAGUGGUGUAGAAGGCGGUUACCUAUUUUGGAAUGGGCAACACAUUACAAUUUGAAAGAAAAUUUGCUUCCAGACGCUGUGUCUGGGAUAAUGCUGGCAGUUCAACAGGUGACACAAGGGUUGGCCUUUGCUGUUCUCUCAUCUGUGCACCCCGUAUUUGGUUUGUAUGGGUCUCUGUUUCCUGCCAUCAUUUACGCCAUAUUUGGAAUGGGACGUCAUGUUGCCACAGGCACCUUUGCCUUGACAUCCUUAAUAUCAGCUAAUGCAGUGGAACGGCUUGUCCCUCUGAACAGUCAGAACCUUACCACACAGAGUAACACAAGUGUGCUGGGCUUAUCUGACUUUGAGAUGCAAAGGAUUGGUGUUGCUGCAGCUGUUUCCUUCUUGGGAGGUGUGAUUCAGGUGGCCAUGUUUGUGCUACAACUGGGUAGUGCCACAUUCCUGCUUACAGAGCCUGUGAUCAGUGCGAUGACAACUGGGGCUGCCACCCAUGUCGUGACUUCACAAGUCAAAUAUCUCUUGGGAAUGAAAAUGCCAUAUAUAUCUGGACCACUUGGAUUCUUUUAUAUCUAUGCAUAUGUCUUUGAAAACAUCAAGUCUGUGAGACUGGAAGCACUGCUCUUAUCCUUGCUGAGCAUAGUGGUGCUUGUUCUGGUUAAAGAGCUGAAUGAACAGUUUAAAAGGAAAAUUAAAAUUGUUCUUCCUAUUGACUUAGUCUUGAUUAUUGCUGCAUCAUUUACUUGUUAUUGUACCAAUAUGGAAAACACAUAUGGAUUAGAAGUAGUUGGUCAUAUUCCAAAAGGAAUUCCUCCACCUAGAGCUCCCCCAAUGAACAUCCUCUCUGCAGUAAUCACUGAAGCUUUUGGAGUGGCACUUGUAGGCUAUGUGGCCUCACUGGCUCUUGCUCAAGGAUCUGCCAAAAAAUUCAAAUAUUCAGUUGAUGACAACCAGGAAUUUUUGGCCCAUGGCCUCAGCAAUGUGAUUCCUUCAUUUUUCUUCUGCAUACCAAGUGCUGCUGCCAUGGGAAGGACUGCUGUCCUAUAUAGCACAGGAGCAAAGACACAGGUGGCUUGUCUAAUAUCUUGCAUUUUCAUCCUGAUAGUCAUCUAUGCAAUAGGACCCUUGCUCUACUGGCUGCCCAUGUGUGUUCUUGCAAGUAUUAUUGUCGUGGGACUGAAGGGAAUGCUAAUACAGUUUCGGGAUUUAAAAAAAUAUUGGAAUGUGGAUAAAAUUGAUUGGGGCAUAUGGGUCAGUACAUAUAUAUUUACAAUAUGCUUUGCUGCCAAUGUGGGGCUGCUGUUUGGUGUUGUGUGUACCAUAGCUAUUGUGAUUGGUCGUUUCCCAAGAGCAAAGACUCUGAGUAUAAAAAAUAUGAAAGAAAUGGAAUUUAAAGUGAAGACAGAAAUGGAUGAUGAAACCCUGCAGCAGGUGAAAAUUAUCUCAAUAAACAACCCACUUGUUUUUCUGAAUGUAAAGAAGUUUCAUACUGAUCUAAUGAACAUAAUCCAAAAAGAAAAUGCCAGCAACCAGCCACUUGAUGAAAUCAGCAAGUGUGAACAAAACACAUUGCUCAAUUCUCUAUCCAAUGGCAUUUGCAAUGAAGAAGCAACACAGCCCUGCCUGAAUCAGAAGUGUUCUUUAAUCCUAGAUUGCAGUGGAUUGACCUUUUCUGACUAUUCUGGAGUCUCCAUGCUUGUUGAGGUUUACAUGGACUGCAAGAACAAGAGUGUGGAUGUAUCAUUAGUCCACUGCACAGCUUCCUUGAUAAAAGCAAUGAAAUACUGGGGAAACCUAGAUUCAGAGAAACCAAUUUUUUUUGAAUCAGUGUCUGCUGCAAUAAGUAACAUCCACUUGAAUAAGAAUUUGAGCAAACUCAGUGACCACAGUGAAAUCUGAGACUCUUUUGCUGAAGUACAGCUCUUUUCUUUAGCAACUGCCCCGAAGAGGCCAUACUCAAGUAUUUUCAGAACAUUUUUUGUUGUGUAGAUCCUACAAAUGACCUCUACUAAAAUAAGUGUGAUGUGACUUAGUAACCACAUAACUUCUGCUCAAGGUUUGCCAACAAUUUUAUCUAAUCUUUGUUAGUAAGCAAGUUCACUUUGUAGGUUAUUGUAUAGUUAUUUUAUAAAAAUCAGUAUGCAUUUAGUUUUAGUGUACUGAAAGGUAAACAUGAAUUUAUUUCCUUUUUUCAUACCAAAGUAUUUUGUGUUACUUCAGUUUGUUGUAUUUCA